AUGGCUGAUGAUAAGGAUGCUACCCUGCAAAAAAUCCUUGACACCCUUGGAAUGACAAAGCAAGCCGUCAGCCCAAUACCACCUCCGAAUAAUGCAACCAUGAAGCCGCCAAGAACGGUCAAGGAUAAUGAGUAUUCUUUACCUACUUCUACGAUGGCCCCAUUUCAUGUCUCUUUAAAGGGCUUCGGGGGCAGGAACUUGGAUCAACAAGAUGCUACCAGUCGGCCCUUAACUGAGCAAGGGCACUGUUUACCGGAUUCGGCGUUGUCGUCAAUUGCACAACAUGAUGACUCUUCGCUCAUUGCAUUUGAAGGUGAUCAGUCGGUCCUGAGUCUCUUGAGAGAAGACAGCCCGGGAAGUAUAUUCGACGCCUGGCUUUUUGACCUAGACUUCGGUACACACAUUACGCCCUCUGCAUCCGACAUGCAGCAACAACAAUUUAUCUUGGGCUCUUCGCCCAAUGAUGGACUUGCUAUACCACCAACGGUCCAGGCAGAAUCUAUCGAAACUGUUUAUAGCGAAAGUAGCUCUACCCUUCUCAAGGAACCGGCCAGCACGUCCGACAUUGAAGGCCUGGUUGAUGAGAUCUCCGACCGGGUUGGUACGUUGAAAAUUGGCCCUGGAGGGAAAACACGCUUUUAUGGCCCGACCUCAACCUUUAAUUUGAGGGAAAUGGCAUCCUCAGACAGUUAUGAACCCAACCAGGCGAGCCCCACCGAUCAUUACUGGUCAGAGGAAGAAAUUCCUGCGGAAGUAGAAGAUCAUCUGCUCGAUCUAUACUUCACCUGGCAGGACCCAUCAUUCCAUGUCGUUGAUCGACAUAUUUACGAAGAAGCAAAAGAAAAGUGGAAAAACAUGGAAGAGACUCCUUUCUAUUCAGAUGCACUGCGGAAUGCAAUGUGUGCGCUUGGUAGCGCUUUUGAAUCUCGAUACCAUCCAACUGUUAUCACGUUCCCAAAGACGCUUGUUGAGUUUUUUGCCGAUCGCGCCAAGUCAAUACUUGAAACAGAAUUAGAUUCUCCUUGUGUUGCAACCAUUCAAGCAAUGGUCAUCUUGAGCAGCCAUGAGAUUGGAAACGGAAAAGAUGCAAGAGGGUGGCUUUAUAGCGGAUCGGCGUUGAGGCUGUCAUUCGAUCUUGCUUUGCACCUUGACAUGUCUAGCUACGUGACUGCAGGGAUAAUCUCAGCUGCCCAUGCAGACCUUCGCAGGACUGUUUUCUGGACCGCAUACAUUGUUGACCACCAAUUAGGAUUCCACCUAGGUAGACCCUUCCGCACCAGCAUGGAGGAUGUGACGGUUGAAAAGCCCCGUCAAAAAGCAGGUUCCAGAGGGCAUUGCGGAUGGACACCUUCCGAGCCGUCGUCUUCUGCCAGCCACGAAUCUGGCUUACUGGACAUCAAAGACGCAAUCAGCCAACAACUAGUUUGUCUCUGCGAGCUGAUGGCUCCAUGCGGGUAUAUCCUAUACGGUACCUCCAGUAUCUCAAAAGAGACUCUUCAAGAGCUCAAUGUGAAGAUUGUCGCCGAGCUCCACAAGUGGAAAGCUACCCUUCCGCCUAUUUUACAGAUUGAUCUUGACGACGUCACCUCCCCAUACCCUCCGCAUGUGCUGCUUCUCCACAUGCAAUACCACCAGAACAUAAUCUACGCCCACAGACCAUGGAUAUCAAAAAGUCAACUACAACCGCAACCACCAAGAGGACCCGGAUACACGCACGCCCGCGAAAUGUGCAUCCAAUCCGCCAUCGCAAUCUCCAAGGUCCUCAAUAUGUAUGAGUCUCGCUACACACUGCGUCGAAUCAAUGUACAAGCAGUUUCCAUCACGUCCUCCGCCAUCCUAUUCCUCCUCUUUGCCGCCGUCUCGAAUUACACCAUCCACUCUCAAGGCAAUAUCUCACUGUAUCUAACGACAUGUUUCAGAGCCUUGGAUGAGUUCACUCUCUCCUGGAAAAGCGCCCAGAGAGCAAAAGACCUUUUAGUUGGUUUACAGCGUCAGUGGCAUCUACGGACGCGGUCAAAAAAACAGCCACAGCAGGCUGACGGGUUGGUAUUGUAUACUCCGCGGAAACGGUUGAGGACAUCUAGCGAACUUCAUCGAACGGCGCCUGUUUCCCAUGAUCCAGCUUUGUAG
Molecule: messenger RNA, 2130 nt
Organism: Aspergillus novofumigatus IBT 16806
Lineage: Eukaryota; Fungi; Ascomycota; Eurotiomycetes; Eurotiales; Aspergillaceae
Product: fungal specific transcription factor domain-containing protein
Exons: 6
Coding region: 1-2130 (709 amino acids)
Biological process (GO): DNA-templated transcription
Molecular function (GO): zinc ion binding; DNA binding
Source: RefSeq, a predicted model, not a curated record